UUCUUCCUCAGUUCUUCUAAAGCUCUUUCUUUAGAAACAUCAGGAAACAGGGGUGUGUGAAGAAGCUGCUGCCGCUGUGAGGGUCCCAGGAUUUGCUUCUUUCAUAAGUUGCUGGUCAUUACUCCACAUGCCUUAUAAGAGUUACUUAGUCACAACACUUAGGAGGUGGGUAUUCUGAUCCUCAUUUGACAGAAGAGGAAUCUAACCCUCGGAGGACGUGAGCUGCCCAGGCCUGGGCCCAGUGAUCCAGAUGGGCUCUUAUCGAAGUUUGUCUGACACUAAAGCCCCAUAAUCUGAACCACUGCACAACCCACCUCCCUGGAUGCUCUUCUAUAGGCGACAACUACAUUCUCCUGACACUUGACCAACAUGAAUUUCAAUAAAUGUCUCUAUAAUAUUGGGGAAUGGCUAGGCAGCGAUGACCUGGCCUCCCUCAAAUUCCUGAGCCUGGACUACAUCCCACAAAAGAAGCAAGAACCCAUCAAAGAUGCCUUGAUGUUAUUCCAGAGACUCCAGGAAAAGAGAAUGUUAGAGGAAAGCAACCUGUCCUUCUUGAAGGAGCUGCUUUUCCGAAUUAAUAGACUGGACCUGCUAUUCAAAUACCUGCACACCAGCAAGGAAGAGAUGGAGCAGGAGCUUCAGACACCAGGCAGAGCUCAGAUCUCUCCCUACAGGGUCAUGCUUUUUCAAAUUUCAGAAGAUAUAAGCAAAUUGGAAUUGAGGUCGUUUAAGUUUCUUUUGAGCCAGGACAUCUCCAAAUGUAAAGUGGAUGAUGAUAUGAACUUGCUUGAUAUUUUCAUAGAGAUGGAAAAGAGGGUCAUCCUAGGGGAAAGAAAUUUGGACACUCUGAAAAGAAUCUGUGACCAAAUCAACAAAAGCCUGCUGAAGAAAAUCACCGAUUAUGAAGAAUUGAGCAGAGAGGGAAGACCGAGCCUUCAAAGAAGUCAAGAUGAAUUUUCAAAUGGGGUGGAGUCCCUGGAAAUGAUGGCAUUGUUGGACUCUCCACAAGAACAGGACAGUGAGUCACAGACAUCGGACAAAGUUUACCGAAUGAAAAGCAAACCUCGAGGAUAUUGUUUGAUCUUUAACAAUUAUGAUUUUAGCAGAGCACGGAAGGAUGUGCCCAAACUUCAGAACAUUAAGGAUAGGAACGGAACAGAAUUUGACGCAGAGGCUUUGAGUAAGACCUUUAGUGAGCUUCAUUUUGAGAUUGUGAAUUUCAAAGACUCUACAGCAAAGACAAUCUGUGAGGUUCUGAAAACCUACCAAAGAAUGGACCAUAAUAACAAGGAUUGCUUCAUCUGCUGCAUCCUCUCCCAUGGAGACAAGGGCAUCAUUUAUGGCUCUGAUGGGCAGGAAGCCCCCAUUUAUGAGCUGACUUCUUACUUCACUGGUUCAAAGUGCCCUUCCCUUGCAGGGAAGCCCAAAAUCUUUUUUAUUCAGGCUUGUCAAGGGGAUAACUUCCAGAGAGGUAUAGCUGUUGAGACUGACUCUAAACAGAAGGAAGCCUACUUAGAAAUAGACUCAUCACUUCAUAAGAGCUAUAUUCCAGAUGAAGCUGACUUUCUGCUGGGGAUGGCCACUGUGAACAACUGUGUUUCCUACCGAAACCCCAUGGAGGGGACCUGGUAUAUCCAGUCACUUUGCCAGAGCCUAAGAGAAAGAUGUCCUAGGGGUGAAGAUAUCCUCACCAUCCUUACCGAGGUGAACUUUGAAGUGAGCAAUAAGGAUGACAAGAAAAACAUGGGGAAACAAAUGCCCCAACCUACUUUCACACUGAGGAAAAAACUCUUCUUCCCUAUUAAUUGAUGCUGUUUAGUUGCAUAACACUAUGCUUAAUUUAUUUUUUAGUUAUAGGCUUUUUUUCUUUCUUUUGGAUGGCAGGAGAGGAGAAUGAGAGUCAGGACAACCUAAUUUCUAUGCAAAUUCAAGCCUAAAUUUUUGACUUCGCAGUAAUAGCUAGAGAUUGGUAUACAUAGGCAUGGUUUUAAUUUUAUUUUGGAUUUAAUGAAAAAGUUUCUAAAAAACUUACAGUAGACAAAAAAUAUAGUAAAUUUAAAUGAAAUGUAUGUAACAUCAUAAAGUUCAAAAGGAGUGGCAGAAUGUUCUUUGUACAUCUCUCAUCUGCUUUCAACCUAGAAUCAUUUUUUAUUUUUUAAAUUUUUUUAAACUUAUUUCUGAGAUAGAGAGACAGCAUGAGCAGGGGAGGGUC
Molecule: messenger RNA, 2212 nt
Organism: Hyaena hyaena (striped hyena)
Lineage: Eukaryota; Metazoa; Chordata; Mammalia; Carnivora; Hyaenidae
Gene: CASP8
Product: caspase 8
Exons: 10
Coding region: 370-1809 (479 amino acids)
Biological process (GO): proteolysis; apoptotic process; negative regulation of extrinsic apoptotic signaling pathway via death domain receptors
Molecular function (GO): cysteine-type endopeptidase activity; protein binding
Source: RefSeq, a predicted model, not a curated record